GGUUGACUCGACUCGAGAAGAAGUAAUAUAAGACUAUUAGUGUAAGUCACAAGAUAGUUGUUGCUGGCUAGUGCUUUUCAUCACAGGAUCUACCUUUGUAGUCCCUGAACUAGAGAAACUCGAAGAGCUGGAUUUUGAUUCGGAUGUGUAGAAGAUUCUGACGCUAGGACUAAAAGUGGUGGUAGUUGCAGAAGUACAGUGACUGUGUACAUGUGAAUGAUAAUAAUAUGGAUGCAGAGAGAGCAGCAACUAUGGGAACAGCCGCAGAUCAAACAGAGAUGUACAAGGCCAUGAUGGGUCGUCUAGAUGGCAUUACCAGCCAGCUAAAUGAUGUGAAAGGAAUGCUCGUGGAUUUGAGCAUGCGUAGUCACCUCCUCAACGUCGACACAUUGACCUUGAUCAGUCCCGAAUCACUCGAUAUUGUGGAAACGGGCCUGAGCCAAUGCGCUGAGGCUGAGAAUCGCAUCAAAUCACUGCUACAGGCCAGGGUUACCAACGCUGCUGUGGCGGCCACCGCUAUUCAGUCAUGAACAGUGAAAAUUACUGCAUGUACUUCAAGUACUAUAAUGUGCAGGUAUUAUGAUUUGAUCGUUGUUGUUGUUUCAAAUCUUCAUUCUCACCUUUGAAUGUUGUUGUUUGCACUGGUUUAUUUAGAAUUAUUUGAUUGUCCACUGAGUCAGGUCUGCCAAAUCAAAAAUUGUCAAAAGCAAAGUCUCUGGUAAAGAUAAUCGU
Sycon ciliatum is the source of this 732-nucleotide messenger RNA. RefSeq lists its product as uncharacterized. The transcript is spliced from 3 exons. Bases 228 to 530 code for a protein of 100 amino acids. The record is from RefSeq and is a predicted model, not a curated record. NCBI's taxonomy places the organism in Eukaryota, Metazoa, Porifera, Calcarea, Leucosolenida, Sycettidae.